AUGGAGCUAGUUCAAGCAUCUUCGUCUGGUUUACACACAGCAUGGUUGCUCGCUACGUUGGGUUCCAAGGCCUCCACAAGAAACAAGAUGGUCAAAAAAGAUGACAUUUUGAAAGUGCUGAUCCCGGAUUUGUGUCAGGAGUUGCUUGACAAAGAAGAGUCCAAUAUCAAGUACUGUUCGCAGAUUCUUUACGGGAUAUCGAUUCUUUACAAGUCAAAGAUCUCCUAUAUCUUGAAUGACAUCAACUAUAUCCAAUUGAGAUUGCAGAAUAGUCACCAUUUUUUCACUCAUUUCAACCCGGAGCAGUUGCAAACUACUCGAAUCCCAAAAAAAAACUCAAGAUUUUACGAGAAUGACUCGACUUUUCAUGUGAAUCUCGAUUUCACUCCACUAGCGGAUUUGGAGCGUAUUGGAAUCGAGUUUGACAAAGGCGAAGACCCCGCAGCAAAGAGGAGGAAGAUUGAAAUUGCCGAGUUUGACCGGCUGGAUUUUCCUGCUUUCCAUGGUAGUUUGCCUCCCGCAGUUGAAGGAUUGGCGUUUGCAUUGUCGUUGAAUGAGGAGGAAACACGAGAAGUUGAUGCAUUUAUGGACGCGCCGAUUGAUCUUGACAAUCCGCACGAGCAAAGCUUUAAAGAACCAAAUGGUGAGAAUCAGAAUUUGAACUUGGAAUUCGACGAGGAUGGUCAUCUCCAGGAAAUUGACAACCGCGAGUUGUUGGACGAUCCAAUGGGUGCAGGUAACCCUGAUUUUGACCUCGAGGUAUCUCGCCUAGAUGGCGAAGGUGAAGCGGAUCAUGACCCCAACCACGAACGGAGCGAAAGCGCGGCGGAACAAGAGUUUUAUUUGUCUACAAAUACAGUUUCAGAGCAGUUGAGGGCUGCCAAUGAACGCUCGACGAUUGAACGCCAGAACCAGAACCAAAACCAAAAUCAAAACCACAGAUUGCGAGUUGACUCUGAGUCGAUUGUUUCGCGGAACGAGUUGAUGAAGUCUCAUUUGAACUACAUUGCGACGAUGCUACUGAGAAGAAUGCCCUCACAACUUCACACCGUCAAGGAAGUUUACAAAGAGCACAACAACCAAACAACAACUUUACGUCCAUGGCAAAGGUCAAAUAACUUGCAAUUUCCAGUUCUCGAAGACUCAAUCUCACGCACAGUCGAGAUGCACCGACGUACUGAGAUCAUGGCGGGCGAAGCUUCAGAGCAGGCAAGAAACGUUCAAGAAGCCGAAACAGAGCGCCACCGUUUUUCCUCGGACAAUUUGUUUGGCGGAGAAGACGCAGAAUUGAGAGACCCGUUUAAUGAAGGCAUGCUCGAGAUGGAUUUCAAUUCAGAGCUAGAGCAAGAGCUAGUUCAUCAACCCCGUGAUGAUCUAAACCAAAGUUCUGACCGCAUCCGCGGGUCUCCUUCUUGUUCAAACUUUGGAUCGCAAGGGAUGGCCGACUCCCUUACCGCGCGAUUAAACCACUUUAUGGAGUAUUUCGCGUGUAAACUGCUUGAAUUGAAUACGUUUGACGCUGUGGAAAAUUCGUACCGAUUAAAGUUUCUGGAUUUGGCGCCUCCGCGAGCAGGCAGAAGGGAAUCGGGGCUAGAGCCUGUUUCCAAGAGAUUGUGUACAAAUGCAUUUGCUAGCGUUCUUAUCCUUGCUACCAAUGGUCUAUUGACGAUUGAAACUAACCCGCUUGCCUUGGAAAGAAAUUUACUAGGUCCUGACGACAUAAAAUUGACUAUGCAAAGGGAUGAGGAAUAG
Molecule: messenger RNA, 1752 nt
Organism: Lodderomyces beijingensis
Lineage: Eukaryota; Fungi; Ascomycota; Pichiomycetes; Serinales; Debaryomycetaceae
Source: the annotation of a GenBank genome assembly